This is a messenger RNA of Papilio machaon (common yellow swallowtail), 1648 nucleotides long. RefSeq names its product BRCA1-associated RING domain protein 1. The record is from RefSeq and is a predicted model, not a curated record. Gene Ontology annotation, molecular function: protein binding. Lineage: Eukaryota; Metazoa; Arthropoda; Insecta; Lepidoptera; Papilionidae. The coding region runs from base 61 to 1638 and encodes 525 amino acids. The transcript has a single exon.
AAAACAAUUUUGUUUUGUUUAUCGUAUUUUAUAAAAAAAAUCAUAAAGUUGUGUUUUAGUAUGAAUUCAGCAAACAUGAAUUCGUUUUUAAUGGCAUUAGAAGCUGUAAAACAAGACUAUACGUGUCGUGUUUGUAAAGAGUUGUGCAAAAAACCGGUUACAUUGAAAUGUUGUUUCCAUUUAAUUUGCGAAGAACAUAUUAAGGACUUAUUCAAAUGUCCAACAUGUGAUUUACCUUUAUUAGACCAGCCUGUGUAUAAGGACGAUACUUUAGAGGCAAGUGUAAACUCAACUUUAGAAUUAGACAAAAUAUUUUCACAAUUUAAAACAGAUACGAAUCCAAUAGAUGCAUCUAAAGAAGACAACAAAAAUGUUACUAUAAGGGGAACUCGGAAUACUAAAAAAAACGCUUCGAAAAUCAAAGAUAAAGUUAACCGCGAAUUAAGAAAAAAAUCAACAGAAAAUGAAACAUCGAAAAUGUCUCCACAAACAACACUUACAGGACAAAAACUAUUAAAAAACAUAGAAAAACGUAAUAAAAAGGGUGAAACAGCAUUACACGUUUUCUGUCGCCACGGUAAAAUAGACAAAGUACAAGAAUUACUCAAUGAAGGUGCAAAUUCUAAUACAAAAGAUCAUGCUGGCUGGACACCAUUACAUGAAGCCGUUCAAAGUGGGAGAUUAGAUAUGGUAAGAUUGCUAUUAAGUUAUAAAACCCUUGUCAAUGUACCAGGUCCUGAUAAUGAGACACCAUUACAUGAAGCAGUGAGAUAUAAUCAUAAAGAGAUAGUUAACGAAUUAGUAAUCCACGGAGCAGAUUUGAACGCUAAAAAUAAUAAAGGUGAAACACCAAUGCGAUUAGCUACUGAUGAAAUGAAAAAAAUAUUAGAAAUAGCUAUGGAAAAUGUAAUUCAAACUCAAACAGCUAACGAAACUAAUGUAUCUUCAAUACAAAUGGAACUUGAUUACGAUGAUAUAAGAGUUUACUGCAUCACACAAUACCGUACAGUACAGAAUAAAUUAAAAACAUUAGCAAAACACCAUAAUAAUGUUAGUAUAGAGUCAAAAUUCACUAAGAAGAUUACACAUUUACUAGUAGACGCGGAAGACGGUAUAUGUUUGACCAGUCUUGAUGUACUUCAAGGUAUAGUCUAUGGUGUUUGGAUUUUAUCAACCGAUUGGAUUAUAAAAAGCUCAGAAGAUCAUUUAGAAGAUUUUAACGAGUAUGAAAUAAGAGGUGUAGGUACAACAAAGUACGAUGGUCCUAAAAAAUCAAGAUAUAAUAAAUAUAAACAACUGCCGGGUUUAUUUAACGGUUGUCAUUUUUAUUUACACAAUUUUAAUACAAAUUACGAAGUAUCAAAAACAUUGAUUUUAAAUAAGACGACAUUAUCUAAAUUAAUAACAGACGCAGGAGGUAUAGUUCUACGGAGAAUACCAAAUCCAGAAUCUAUACCGGAAAAUGAGAAAUUAGUUCCUUAUCAUGCUAAAAAAGGCGGGAAACUGGAAAUAUGUUCGCAUUAUAUUAUCUUCAAAGAUAUGUACGAACCAAGAUAUAAUAUGAAGCAUUUAAAAGCUUUGCCAAUAGCUUGGUUAUUGGAAUGUAUUGAGAAAUAUGAAUUAUGUGAACCGGAAUAAAUACGUAAUU